AUGGUCUUUGACUUCCAGGUGAGGGAUGGGAGCGCUUUGCGGACCAGUUUGAGAAACUGCAUUGCAAAUCACACAAUUGGAUGGACGCAGACGCAACUCACUCUGCGGAAGAUCAUUGAGGACAUUGAGGGUGCACCAGUCUAUGAUGCGAUCAUGCCGCGAGAUGAAGUAUGUCAUAUCCUUUCAGAACUUGCGGAGCCGUCACAUUGGGACUUUCUCACUGAGAUCACCUAUGAGACGGCGAAUGAAUUUGACCCACACGGACACUCCUUGGCAACCGACGCUGCCUUGCCCCCGUCCCCGCUUUCGCGUCGUCCCGGAGACUUCCAGUGGUAUUUAGAUGAGCUGGGACGCAAAGGGAACCUCGAGGGCCUCUAUGUCGUAUCGCUCGAUUCGGUCAUCGACUCUACAUGGGGUGAUAUUGGCAAUUCCACGACGCAGAAGUUUUGGCUCAACGCGCAGCGCUCUGGCGUGAUUGGCUUCCUCAGCGGAACUCCCUGUUGCACAUGGUCAACUCUGUGCAAGGGAGUGGUGACCUUGAGCACCCCGCUGAGCCGACAGACGAGAAGGCGGCAAGCAUAUGGAGACUGUGCAGACAGCACCAAACGUACAGGGUUGCUGACUUUACACCUUCCAGACUUGCCGCGCUAUUUGCGUGCCAAUGCGGUCUGUGCUCAUUUGCCACGGGCACAAACCAUUGGCACAGAUGAGCAUGGACAAUUUCGCACAGCGAAAUUAAAGGAGUAUCCUCCAGCCCUCUGCAAGGCAUUGGCAGAAGGAUUUUUCUCCAUUUUGACCCCGUACACAGUUACGGAAGAGACACCCAACGCGCUGAAGGAUUUUACUGCCCGAUGCGCACAGAUGGCGUGCACUGACAUGGGCACACACAUCGGAGCAGGAUGUCUGGCAAAGACCCGAAUUUAG
Messenger RNA from Cladocopium goreaui, 924 nucleotides. Lineage: Eukaryota; Dinophyceae; Suessiales; Symbiodiniaceae. The record is from the annotation of a GenBank genome assembly.